Molecule: messenger RNA, 4702 nt
Organism: Chara braunii
Lineage: Eukaryota; Viridiplantae; Streptophyta; Charophyceae; Charales; Characeae
Source: the annotation of a GenBank genome assembly
UCCCGUUUGCACUCUUAUAGGGGACUGCGUGCUUAGCAGCCCCCUUGCAGUCGACGAAGGCGACGUUCCGGGCGUGGGUUUUGGGACCUUGUACUCGAGUUACGAGGGACUCUAUGCACACGCUUUGGGUGGUUUCCAGUUUGCGAGGGAYGGGCGAGUCGUGCUUUGGUGGUCGAGCGAACAUUUUUGCGGCGCCGUUCGGGUCCAUGGUCGUCUCUCUCAUUUUUGGCAGCGGUCGCGGCUGUUGGGGCUUUCCUAUGCCGUGGUGCCGGGUUGUGGAUGGUUGCGUUCACCCUCACUCAUCGUGUUGCGAUGAUUGGCGCCUGAUCGCCGACGGCGGUCCGGUUGGCGGUCGUUUGCAGGGUGUGGAGGCGGAGGUGCCCGUCACUGGCUCUCAGCUUCGGCACCAUCAUCCCGUAGGUUACGGGGAGAGCUAUUGCGGCUCUAUUGUGGUGUCGUCUUCGUGUCCGCGCUCACGACGGCGCGUUCCGUUUGUGUUGAGGGGGUGUCACGACUUGGUGAGGACGCUCUACGCUCUCCGCCAUCCGAGCGGCGCCAUUGAGCGGUGGCGCAGGUGGCCUCGGCCAUGCACCCGCUGCUUACCGUAUGAGAGGGCGGAGACUUGUGGGAUGCGUGAUGCACCCUCUGACGGCGUCGCGAGGCUGGGCCCGUCAUCCGCCCGAGUUUUUGGAAUGCGCGCUUGUGCCUGUCGUGUCCCCCAUCCUGUGGUCUCGUUGGCAGAAAAGUGGGUGCGGGGUGCGGUCGAACACUUCUUCGGACCCAUUUUGGAUGAGCAGCCAUACGUGGAUGAGGAGCGCGCCUAUACACGAUAUGAGAUCGACGGCCCGCUCAUCUCGCCUCUAGCAAACACCCUGGCUAUUGCAACUGGCAUUUAUACGUGCCAAGAAGUUAGAGUGGUGACCAAUGAAUCCCCCUUCUGCGAAGUCUGUCGAAUUCACGGACACCUUAACGCACACGGGGGUUGCCUUACGAAGCAGGAGUCGGCCAAGGAGCUCCAAGAUCGAGCAGUCCGGCGCUUAUUGGAACCGAUACUGCAAUCGGACCCGACGCGGGAGCGGAGUGCCUGGAGAGAGACGGAGCUGCAAUACGAUUUGCAGUUGUGGGAAGAGCACAAGGCCGCGAUGCAGGUGGGGGUGGCGGAAGUGCCUAAACCCAAAAUGCCCAGGCAAAGAAGGCGGGGAGAAGCAGUGCGACGGAACCGGGUGUGGGACGGACGAGACCAGACAGAAUUGGACCCCAUGCAAGUUGACCAGGCGGGGUGGAUGUUCCAGCAGGGUGCGAACAAGAGGGGCGGGGAGAACCCGGGGGAGCCGCAUGGCGAGGACCGGAAGAGGGCGGCAAGUGGGCCAGCGGAGGACGCCCAGCAAGAAGGGAAGGAUGAGGCUGCCCCCUCGCCAUCAGCGCCCAGCGGGGGCAACUUACCAGGGAUCGAGCAAAGGGGGGAAGAACCAAUUUACGUGAAGGUAGUGAGGGCUAAGCAAGAAACGGUAAAUCUGUCGGAUAUCCUCAAGGCAAAGGAGGUGUAUGUUUGCCCCCUGGUGCUGUGGUGGUCCCCAACGGGUGUUAAGUUGCUCAUCCAAGGCAAGGCACAGGCGCCGGUAUACAAAGUGUCCGCCCUACCGCAGGUUCAAGAGGCGAUAGAGGUCACCCAGCGAUGGGUGGGAGGGCAGUACGAUGCGGUCGAGAUCCCGCAUAUCUCGGCGUCCAGGUUUAUCCAGCAGUCGGAGUCAGCGGCAGAUUACGCCAUCAUGACGUUCUUUGUGGCGGCAUUGGCCAAGAGACCGGGAGUGCCUCGAUUGCGGCUGCGAAAGGCACAGUGGGUAGACUUCCAAGAGCUCAAAGGCCCCGAGGGGCGCCUGCGGGAAAUUCAUGUGGCACACCAAGCUUCAUUGGGAAUCCUGGAUGGUAUUGAAGAUAAGCUGCCAACGGACGAGCGGUUUGAUUCGCAGCACKUUGCGGAUGGGCAGGGGAUAUGGGCGAAGGCGGAAUCCCUUCUCCCCAAGAGGAGAGAGCUGCAGCAGAGGGUGGAGCAAGACCAAAUCGAUGUCGAYUGUAUCCAGGAAACCAAGUUGGACCAGUCAAAGAUCUCCGCGCCAAAGAUCUGGUGGAAAGGACACCAAGUAUGGGCGCCAGCCCAGGGCACGCGGGGGGGCGUUGCAGUAUUGGUCUCCCCGCACUUUCGAGGUACGAUCAGAGACUGGUUCUUCGACACCCAAGGGAGAUGGGCCUGGGUACUGCUGCAAGGGGAGGAAGAAACAUGGGGUGUGGUCUCGGUGUAUGGACCACCGGAGAUAGGCGAGCGAAGGAGGCUGUGGGAGCAGUUGGCUGCCCUCACCCCGCAAGUAGAGAAGAUCGUUAUCGCCUGGGACUUUAAUACCAUAAGUGUGCCAGGGCUGGAUGCGGCCGCUGCACGGCGGGAAGAGGCGGAUUCAGUGGCCCUGCACACGAGCAUGGCGCAGCUCGGAUGCAGCGACUCAUUUCGCAGCCUACACCCAGACUCCCGGGAGUACACCUUUUGCGGCACAACUCCGCUGCGACGAAGCCGCAUCGACAUGAUUUGGGCAUCCGCGCAGAUGAAUCAGCGAUGCGAAGACGGUCGAAUGGUGGCCAUGGCAACAUCCGACCAUGCGGCGGUAAUCUCCACAUACGCGAUAGGACGGAUGGAAAUGGGGAGACCCCCUGCGUGGGUAUUUGCCAGUCCCGAGUACCGGCCGGUGGUGCUGCGCUUCUGGGAGGAGUGGGUGGAUACCUCCCCCCAAGAGGACCGACUGAUGCACGUAAUGGAGGCGCUGGCAGAUUUAAAGGCGUUGCUGCUGGCCCAAGUACGGCUGCAGCACAUGGCGCACCAGCGCACGGGGUUCGGCAAACUGCUGUCGGCGCUCAUCCACCCCUCCCAAACAGGCUUUGUACCGGGACGCCAAAUAGUGACCAGCAUCCUGCUGGCCCAGCAAGUAUUAGAGGAGGAGGAGGUCUCUGGCCAACCGCUCGCCUUCGUUUCAAUCGACCUUCAAAAGGCAUAUGACCGAGUGCGUUGGGAGUUCCUGCUGCAGGCCAUGGCUUGGAGAGGUAUUGGAGUGAUUUUCCGGAGCUGGGUUAAAUGCCUCCUGAAAGAGGCGGCCACGGUCAUGCAGGUGAAUGGGGUUCAAGGCUGCCCACUAUCGCCAGCACUAUACGUUAUCUAUAUUGAAGCACUGCAUGACCUGCUGAGAGGCGACUGYAGACUGCACGGGCUCCAGCUUCAGCAAGGGGGGGAGGUGCAGYCGUYGGCAUUUGCGGAYGACACGGGAGCCAUUAUCCCGCCGACAAUUCAGCAACUGCAGGUUCUGCAAGCAGAUCUGGCGACGUUCUGCAGGUACUCUGGGGCACGGGUGAAUUGGGACAAAUCCCAAGCCAUCCUCCCCCCCGGUAKGGAGCCASCRGAAGGCUGGGACAUCCCCACGGUGGGCGACGAGAGGAUGCACUUUCUUGGGGCCAACCUAACCCCCAGCUGGGGGGGAGUGGAGCAGAUGGCAGUACAGGCAGUGGCUGCGGUGGCCAARCUGAGUGCAUGGAGUGGAGCGGUGCAUGUGGGGGUUUUCGGAAAGGCACUAAUAAUMAAAAACUCGGUACUUGCUACCCUGUGGUAUGCAGGCGCCAUCCACAUGCCGGGCAGAAGAACGUUUGCAUAUCUACGGCAAGCGAUCCAGGCGUACCUAUGGUCCAACAAUGCGGACACACGGGACUCCAUCUGUAGGGUGGCAUGGCCAAAGUUAGUGCAGCCAAGGAGUGAAGGAGGGCUGGGCCUGCUGGAACCACGAUUGCAGAUGAUGGCGUUGCAAAUGAGACACCUGGUCUGGUAUCUGCUGCGAACGGCUGGGGAACAGUGGCAUAUGCUUGCUAGCCAACAUCUGGCAUAUGCACUGCAGUUGCCCCCGGCACUGGUGGAGGUUAGCCUCGCCAGUUCAGGCCUCAUGGGCCACGUAAAACGGGGCACAGUUUGGUCCACCCCGUUGAGUGUGUGGCGGAAGGUGGGGCUGGUCAACAGUGAACCCACCACGGCGGAUGCAGUCUAUAACCAGGUGCUGUUCGAGAACCGCUUCAUCUGCGACGUGAGCGGGGACAGCCUCCCAUGGCAGGGGAAAUCGGGCGCAUUCGRUCGCCAAKGGGCCGAGCUUGGGGUAUAUAAAGUUGGCCACCUGUGGGAUGAGGAGCUGCGGGACUGGAAAGACGGACGCCGCGAUGGCAAGGUGCCUCCCCCACCAGGUGCAAAGGAGCCAAAGACUGCGGGAGGUCAGGGACGCCAUCCCCACCCAGUGGAUAGAUCGGCUCAGAGAGGGCAAAAUCUGCAGGGGGGAGUGAGUAAAGCUCAAAGGCGAGGCACGCCCAGCCAGGAUCUACAAAGUGGAGGUGGAGCAGGGGGAGUCACUGGUGGUCACCAUGUGGAACGUGACGACAGGAUAUCAAGGCUUGGGGGACCCGGUGGUUGCGGGUGGACGGGAGGGGGUGAUUCAGAAAAGUAUGACGGAGACAGUCUCAGUGGGGCAGAGGAGCAAACCUACGAAGGAGUCUAUGCUCCCCUAUAGAUUGGCCGUACGAAGGCGCGACUUAUCCUGGGAUCCUCAGGACUGGACAUGGCCAAGACAGAAUCACCUGAGAACCAAGACCCCCCUACAGACAACGRCAACAAAGCAAAUUUUCAGGU